GAAUAUUCUGCCGGAUGCAUAUCAUAGAUAUUGUGUAAGGAAUAUUGAGGCAAAUUGGUGCAGGAGAUGGGGUAAAGGUGAGUUGAAGAAGCUUUUGUGGUGGUCUGCAUAGGCCUCUUAUUCUGAGGAUUUGAAGACCAACUUAAAGCGAUGAAACAGGUAGAGGAAGAAGCCGGACCGAAUUUACUAGAUAGGUAUCCUCCCAAAACAUGGUGCAGAGCUUGCCUUGAUACAGUGUGUAAAAAUUAAGUAGUUGACAAUAAUUUUACAGAGUCCUUCAAUGGAUGGAUACUUAAAGCAAGAUACAUGCCUAUUAUUGGAAUGUUGGAAGAAAUUAAGGUUAAGGUGAUGACAAGGUUGGCAGAAAAGGAGGCCUUUGUGAUAAAGUGGAAAGAUGAUCAGUUUAGUCUCAAAAGUGAAGCAUUGUAUAAUGAGUUUUUAAAAAUAUCUCAAGUUUGUAGGGUGAGUGGUAAUGGGGACAAUGACUAUGAGGUCACAGAAGGUGAAGAUAGACACACUGUCAAUCUGAAGAAAAAGAAGUGCACUUGUAGGACAUGGGAUCUCACUAGAAUUCCAUGUCCACAUGCAAUUAAGGCCAUGAAGCACAGGAAAAUGAAUCCUAAGACUGAAAUUGAUUGGUAUUACAGCAAGGAUGCAUCUUUACAAGUUUAUAAAUACAAGUUGCAUCCUGUUAGGGGAGAACUCCUCUGGAAGAUUGACCCUUCACAAGCCAAGGAACCACCAAAUAUGGUCAAACUUGUUUGCAUACCUAAGACUUAAGAGGGAAAGACAAAAAAAAAGAGGCACUUAAGAGGCAAGGAGAAUGGAAGCAAUCUAGAAAAGGUAUAGUGAUGACAUAUGGCAGUUGUGGACUGCCUAAUCAUAAUUCAAGAAGUUGUGGAGAGCGUGCAAAGCAAGCAGCUAGUAAGAAAAAACAGCCUGCUGGGGGAAAAAGAAGCAGCCUACUUGGGAGUGGCAUAGUUGAUGAAGAAGAACACGAUGAACAAGAGAUCAACUUAAUAGCCCCCCACUUCGAGGAAGAUGAUGAAGACCCUCUUCUAAUGCCCAGAACAGAAUCCAAAGAAGUUUAUUUACAAAGGCUACAAAGUAGACAAAGAAUACAACAACCAACUGGGAGUAGAGUUAUAAGCUUCAGAGGUGAUAGAUAUGGUGUUAGUGAACCAACUAACCUUCUAAUAACACCAACUGGAUUAACUUGGAAGGGGAAAGAUGCGGCUACUACUAACCAGUUACAAGCAUAAAGGGCAGAAAAGUUGAGGACAAGAAGAGGAUAGUUUCAUUAGACUUAUAUCUUGGUCUGUUCUUUUACGUCUAUUUUGGAUUUGUUUUUGGGUGUCUUUUGAUGACUAUUUUGACAUGUAAUGGAACUGUUUUAGUGUCUAGCUUGGUGACUAAUGUUGCUACUAUUCUGGAUAUAGUUUUGGGUAUGUUUUGGGUCUAGUGCAGACAACUCUCUUUUGGCUAUUUUGUACAUGGAUAUUUUGUAGACAAUAUAUUAUUUUGUUUCAGAUUC
Capsicum annuum is the source of this 1534-nucleotide messenger RNA. RefSeq lists its product as uncharacterized. NCBI's taxonomy places the organism in Eukaryota, Viridiplantae, Streptophyta, Magnoliopsida, Solanales, Solanaceae. The transcript has 2 exons. The coding region runs from base 852 to 1262 and encodes 136 amino acids. The record is from RefSeq and is a predicted model, not a curated record.